CUGGACAGCCAAAUGUCUGCACACACACACACUCACAACUGUCAAAUCUCACCUGCAGAUUAAUCAGUUAAGCAACACUUCGAUUCCUCGCCGCCGUUGCCGCCGCCGCCGACCGGAAAGAUGCCGGGAGCCGUGAAGGUGUUCGGGUCGCCGUCGUCGGCCGAGGUGGCCCGCGUGCUGGCUUGCCUGUUCGAGAAGGACGUCGAGUUCCAGCUCAUCCGCGUCGACUCCUUUCGCGGGUCCAAACGCAUGCCCCAGUAUCUCAAACUCCAGCCUCACGGCGAGGCUCUCACCUUCGAGGACGGCAAUGUGACGCUCGUCGAGUCGAGGAAGAUCAUAAGGCACAUUGCGGACAAGUACAAGAACCAGGGGAACCCGGACCUGAUCGGGAUGGGGGCGUUGGAGAGGUCGUCGAUCGAGCAGUGGCUGCAGACGGAGGCGCAGAGCUUCGACGUGCCCAGCGCCGACGUGGUCUACAGCCUCGCCUACCUGCCGGCGGCGACGACGCAGCCUAACAAGGGCGCCGCCGCCGCCGACGGUGGCCGCUGCGAGGAGGAGAAGAACGACGACGGCGGCCGUGACCGGCAGUACAGCAGCCAGAGGCAGGGCGGCGCCGGCGCCGGAGGAGGAAGGGAUGGCCAGAUGGCGGCGGCGCACCGGCAGAAGGUGGAGGAGAUGAAGCAGCUGUUCGAGAAGAGCAGCAAGGAGCUGAGCAAGGUGCUGGACAUCUACGAGCAGCGGCUGGAGGAGGCGGAGUACCUCGCCGGCGACAAGUUCACCCUCGCCGACCUUUCGCACCUCCCCAACGCCGACCGCCUCGCCGCCGACCCGCGCACGCUCCGGAUGCUGCAGUCCCGCCGCAACGUCAGCCGGUGGUGGGCCGACGUCUCCGGCCGCGAGUCGUGGAAGCAGGUCAAGAGCCUCAACCGCCCGCCCUCCGCCGAGGCUCCCUUCUGAUGAUGAGGUCAGCCACCGUGCUCUUCCGGCCGCCGGCGGCGGCGGCGGCGGCCGGCGAGAGGAGGAGGAGGAGGAGAAGGGGGUCGCUUUGCUUUAUGAUUCGUGCUGCGUACACAUUUUCCAAUGUCGUCGUCGUCGUCGUCAAUAACCGGACACGUACGUUCGUGUUCGCGCCAUAUAUAUCCUGCUGCUGUUGGUGAAUUCCGAGUGGUCACAUUAUUAUAUUAUAUAACUGUCAGUCUUGUAACAAGUUCAAUAAAAUGCUUGCCCCUUUGUCGUGAUAUUUAUACGUGAU
This is a messenger RNA of Oryza sativa Japonica Group (Japanese rice), 1252 nucleotides long. Its product is annotated as glutathione S-transferase F10. Lineage: Eukaryota; Viridiplantae; Streptophyta; Magnoliopsida; Poales; Poaceae. Gene Ontology annotation, molecular function: glutathione transferase activity; glutathione binding. Gene Ontology annotation, cellular component: cytoplasm. The record is from RefSeq and is a predicted model, not a curated record. Gene Ontology annotation, biological process: glutathione metabolic process.